UUCUUAACCCCCCCAAAAAAUGGAAAAAGAGAGUGGAGUUGAAAAUUGAAAUGAGAGUGACCUGAAAGAAACUCCAGUACUACACCCUGUUCGUUAUUUGGUCCGCAGCACCCCGAUCCGGAUCCUAACAGACCAUUUUCCGCUAUCGGAUUCAAUCUCUCUUUCCUCCUAAUCCUGCGCCGCCGUCUGUCUUCGGCCGACCGUUUUUAAGUUUUCGCCCUCCAUGAAAUAGUGGAUGCUAAAGGUGGAAUAGAGAAUGGACAAAUUAAGGGAAUUUGGGAGAAAAGCUUUGUUCUAUGUUAGGGUUCUCUCCGGAUAUGAAGAACGUAAAAUUCGAAACUACAGAUUGCAGCUCGAGCAACGCCUGCAGCAGGCACAAGCAAGGAAAGCAGCCUUAAGAAAGAUUCCUGAGCAGACUGUGUUACAAGAGGUUCGCCGAAUGGUUGAGGAUAUGCAAGCUUUGAAUAAAAGGCUUGAAGAAACUGAAGCUGCCAUUGAAGAGUACUUCAAACCAAUAGACAAGGAAGUGGAGACAAUAAUGAAAAUCCAGCUUGAUGGAGAAGAGAAGACAAUGAAAGAGAUGAUGACAACAAUGCAGAGACAAGCCUUGCUUGAGAAAAUGGAAGCUGAGAAAAUCGCAAACACGCAUCAACCAGACGCAAACCAAGGUAACCAGGAUGCUACUACAUCUAGCCGCGGUCAAGAUGCUCAAAUGAGAUAAUCAUCAAAAUUGACCUUUAGGAACACUUAUAUUUUAUGUUGGUAUUGAGAGAGGAGUUUUGAAUAAACGAAGGCUGUUAGUGCGAAAUUUCGAAACCUGUCUAAAGGCUGAGUUUUGUAAUAGUCAUACAACAGAGAGUUGUUAUUAUUUGCUUAAUUGUACCAAUGAUUUAAUUGCAUGGAUACUAGAUUGUUUCCAUUGUCCGUAUUAUAUCUACAUAUUGUGUUUGGGAGUUAGUAUGAUUA
Messenger RNA from Gossypium arboreum, 966 nucleotides. RefSeq lists its product as uncharacterized. Bases 257 to 721 code for a protein of 154 amino acids. The record is from RefSeq and is a predicted model, not a curated record. The transcript is spliced from 4 exons. Lineage: Eukaryota; Viridiplantae; Streptophyta; Magnoliopsida; Malvales; Malvaceae.